Meloidogyne enterolobii is the source of this 1114-nucleotide messenger RNA. NCBI's taxonomy places the organism in Eukaryota, Metazoa, Nematoda, Chromadorea, Rhabditida, Meloidogynidae. The record is from the annotation of a GenBank genome assembly.
UUUUUGGGGCUUUCUCUUUUUAAAAUUUAUUUUUGCUACCUUAAAUUUAUCAGUUAAUAAAGCACUUCUUAACCGGCAUUCUUCAGUUAUUGCCUGUAAUUUUCUUCGUCUUCUAAUGCUUGUUUGUUUCUCCUUUUCUGAUACUUUUGUUUUCAUUUUAUCAUUUUUUACUGAAUUUUUUAACAUUUCUAUUCCCCAUUUUGUUGCGCAAAUAUUUAUUUUUCUCUUAAAAAUUUAUUUAAAAUCAACUAAAAUUUUAUUUUUUAACCCUUUGUUCUUCUUCCAAUUUUUCUAGUUUUGUUUUUAACAAAUUUAAUGCUUUAUCCAUUUCUUUUUGCAUUUGUGCCAAUUCUGAAAGUGUUGUAGUUGUUUUUUGAUGUUUUUGAAUAUUGAAAUAUUUUUGAUAUUUUUCUUUUGUUGGAAAAUUGAUCAUUCCAUUAAAUUCAGUAAUAUUUGAACUUAUUAUUAUCUUAAAUUUUUUUUAAUUUUUAGUAAACAGCUAAUUUUUUCUCUAAAUAAUAACUGCAGCUCGAACCCUUGUGGACAUAGACCUUAUUUUUUAAGGGCCCGGUGGCCCAGGAAGUUUUGAUAAAAUCCGGGUUUCCGAGGUUUUAGCUGGAAAACCCCAGCCUGGGUCAUUGAAAACCAUAGCCCAAGCCUUUUCUGAAAAAUCCGGAUCCGUCUUGUAUCCAAUUUCGAAUAAGUUCAAGCUCUAAUAUCCACCUCAUUAUCCUGGCUUUUAAAUUUAUUUGCUUCUUCAAUUUCAAUAUUUUCUUCAUUUUGUUUAUACUCAUUCAAUUCAAUAUCAUCUAUUAAUUCUAUUAUACUUCCACCUCUAUUAUUAUUCUUCCAUUUUGUUGUUGCUGUAUAAGAUGCUCCAGCUACUGCUCUUUUUAAAAUUAUUAAUUUAUUCUUUUUUAAAUUGAGUUGAGGGGAAUUAUUUUUAUUUGAAGAAUAUUUUUGUUGAUGUAAUAAAUGACGUAAUUUACUUGGUUUGGUGCCCAUUUUAAAUAAUAAAUAGUUUGAAUGGUUUGUGGGGAUUUUGUGAGAUUUUUGAGGAUUUUUUGUGGAUUUUUCUACUAUUUUUUUGAAUUUUUGGAGAUUUUUUAAUUUU